UACUGCUUUUUUUCACUGUUCUACUGGGCAGUCAUCAGCGGGAAGAUAUUUUUCUUCAAUUGACACUAGCAUUGCAGUUGGCUGAUCCUUGGGUCCACUGACCAUUUCAGGAGUCGGCUGUCUGAGAUUCCAACAAUGUCUCAUCCAUCUUGGCUGCCACCUAAAAGUACUAGUGAGCCCCUUGGCCAUGUUCCUGCAAGGAUGGAGACCACCCAUUCCUUUGGGACCCCCAGCAUUUCAGUGUCUACACAACAACCACCCAAGAAGUUUGCACCAGUAGUUGCUCCAAAACCUAAGUACAACCCAUACAAGCAACCUGGAAGUGAGGGUGAUUUUCUUCCACCGCCACCUCCACCUCUAGAUGAUCCCGGUGUCCUCCCAUCUGGCUCUGGAAACUUUCCUCCUCCACCACCCCUUGAUGAAGGUGCUUUCAAAGCACAGGGGAAUCCUGGAGGCAAGACCCUUGAGGAGAGACGCUCCAGCCUGGAUGCUGAGAUCGACUCCUUGACCAGUAUCUUGGCCGACCUCGAGUGCAGCUCUCCCUACAAGCCACGGCCACCACAGAGUUCUACUAGUUCAACAGCCUCACCUGCAGUCUCCACCCCUGUCACAGGACACAAGAGAAUGGUCAUCCCAAACCAGCCGCCUCUUACGGCAACCAAAAAGUCUACAAUGAAACCACAGCCUGCACCCCAGGUUGGACCCAUCCCUGUGGCUCCAAUUGGAACACUCAAGCCCCAGCCUCAGCCAGUCCCAGCCUCCUACACCACGGCAUCCACCUCUUCAAGGCCCACCUUCAAUGUGCAAGUGAAGUCAGCCCAGCCCAGUCCUCAUUACAUGACUGCACCUUCAGCAGGACAAAUUUAUGGUCCAGGACCCCAAGGAUAUAACACUCAGCCAGUCCCUGUCUCUGGGCAGUGUCCACCUCCUUCAACCCGGGCAGGCACAGAGUACACAUAUAUUCCACCACCAGGACUUCAGCCUGAGCCUGGGUAUGGGUAUGCUCCCAACCAAGGACGCUAUUAUGAACCCUAUUAUGCAGCAGGGCCUGGCUAUGGGGGCAGAAAUGACUCUGAUCCUGCCUAUGGUCAACAAGGACACCCAAAUACCUGGAAGCGGGAACCGGGGUACACUGCUCCUGGAGCAGGGAACCAGAACCCUGCUGGGAUGUAUCCAGUCACUGGCCCCAAGAAGACCUAUAUCACAGAUCCUGUUUCAGCUCCCUGUGCACCACCCCCACAGCCAAAGGGUGGACAUACAGUGUCGAUGGGGCCUUCAUCUGUUCCCCCUUCAUUCCGUCCAGAAGAUGAGCUUGAGCACCUGACCAAAAAGAUGCUGUACGACAUGGAAAAUCCACCAGCUGAUGAAUACUUUGGCCGCUGUGCUCGCUGUGGGGAAAACGUAGUUGGAGAAGGUACAGGAUGCACUGCCAUGGAUCAGGUGUUCCACGUGGAUUGUUUUACCUGCAUCAUCUGCAACAAGAAGCUACGAGGGCAGCCCUUCUAUGCCGUGGAAAAGAAAGCAUACUGCGAGCCCUGCUACAUUAAUACUCUGGAGCAGUGCACUGUGUGUUCCAAGCCCAUCAUGGAGAGGAUUCUCCGAGCCACUGGGAAAGCCUAUCAUCCGCACUGCUUCACCUGUGUGAUGUGCCACCGCAGCCUGGACGGGGUCCCCUUCACCGUGGAUGCUGGCGGGCUCAUUCACUGCAUUGAGGACUUCCACAAGAAAUUUGCCCCCCGAUGUUCUGUGUGCAAGGAGCCUAUCAUGCCGGCCCCAGUUGCACCACAUGUGCCUUUCCUCCUCCUGGAUGAAAUGGACUGUGGUGGUCUCCUGUCUGAAGGAGAUAACCAAGGCUGCUACCCCUUGGAUGGACACAUCCUCUGCAAGACCUGCAACUCUGCCCGCAUCAGGGUGUUGACCGCCAAGGCGAGCACUGAUCUUUAGAUUCAGUCGCCCAUUAGUUGGUUAGCAGAUGGCGCUGAGAAGAGCAAAACGCAGGAAAAGAAUAAGAAAAGCAAUAGAAAAAUAGAGGAAAGGCAAGCGAGCUAUGGGAUGGUCUCUGUUCUUCAUAUGCUAUUAACUUUUCUUUAGAAACACAUAGAUUAUGAGAUUUUUUUUUUCUAAGUUCUUACCAAAUACACAUUUCACAUCUAAUCAUGUAGGCCUUUGAUGGGCCUUUGUUCCCAAGGACUUCCACAUUUUUGCACGGAUUAUGCUCCAUCCCAUUCACUUCUGCAUUCCUGUAACUUUUAAUCCCUAUGUUUGUCUC
Galeopterus variegatus (Sunda flying lemur) is the source of this 2269-nucleotide messenger RNA. RefSeq names its product LIM domain containing preferred translocation partner in lipoma (gene LPP). The coding region runs from base 136 to 1944 and encodes 602 amino acids. Gene Ontology annotation, cellular component: focal adhesion; stress fiber. Gene Ontology annotation, biological process: cell-cell adhesion. The transcript has 12 exons. The record is from RefSeq and is a predicted model, not a curated record. NCBI's taxonomy places the organism in Eukaryota, Metazoa, Chordata, Mammalia, Dermoptera, Cynocephalidae.